Messenger RNA from Osmerus eperlanus (European smelt), 1856 nucleotides. It is a transcript of the gene clic5a, whose product is annotated as chloride intracellular channel 5a. Lineage: Eukaryota; Metazoa; Chordata; Actinopteri; Osmeriformes; Osmeridae. The record is from RefSeq and is a predicted model, not a curated record. The transcript is spliced from 6 exons. The coding region runs from base 207 to 956 and encodes 249 amino acids.
ACCUCCAGGACAGGACCAACACACACACACACACCCCGAUGCAAGAAAGUAGAGGCAGAGAUAGAGAGUUGAGAAAUUGGACUAAAUACAGAUCCCACAGAGUACGACAGCAAGCUGUAAACAGAGACAGAUCAUGCACACACCUCUGCAGAGGGCAGGCUAUAGAGACUAAACAGAAGGUUUGCCCAUCUGGGUGAGUAUUGAAGAUGACAGACACUGCCACUGAGGAUGAGAAGGAUCCGGAUAUUGAGUUGUUUGUCAAGGCGGGGAGCAAUGGGGAGAGUAUAGGCAACUGUCCGUUCUCCCAGCGCCUCUUCAUGAUCCUCUGGCUGAAGGGAGUGGUCUUCAACGUCACCACUGUGGACCUCAAGAGGAAGCCAGCUGACCUCCACAACCUGGCACCAGGGACACACCCUCCGUUCCUCACUUUCGAUGGAGAGGUCCGCACAGACGUCAACAAGAUAGAGGAAUACCUGGAGGAGAUGCUGGCCCCACCCAAAUAUCCUAAACUGGCAGCAAAGCAGCGUGAGUCAAACACAGCUGGAAACGACAUCUUCGCCAAGUUCUCAGCCUACGUCAAAAACACCAAACCACAGAACAAUGCAGUGUUAGAGAGGAGUCUCAACAAGGCUCUUAGCAAGCUGGACGAGUACCUUCUCAGCCCCCUCCCAGAGGAGCCCAGAGGAGGCCACGCAGGGGCAGGGGUGGGGGGGGCCACCCGAAGGUACCUGGACGGAGACGAGCUCACACUGGCUGACUGCAACCUGCUUCCCAAGCUACACGUCGUCAAGGUGGUUGCUAAGCGAUACCGAAACUAUGAGAUUCCCUCCGAGUUGCAAGGGGUGUGGCGUUACCUAGGCAACGCGUACAGCCGAGACGAGUUCACCAACACCUGUGCAGCGGACACCGAGAUCGAGUUGGCCUAUCAAGAUGUGGCCAAAAGGCUGGGAAAGUGAGAGAGCGUCCAAUAGAAGUCACCCACCCCAAUCAUUGAGAAGACCCCGUUUCUUUACGGGUUGAGAUCCUCUACUUAUUUUCUCCAGUGCUUUGCGGUCCUUUUCUAUCGAUUUGGACGAGUGAAGAAACAACAGUUAGCUAGGCCUAAUACUACAGUUUUAAAGCAAUGGAGCUUUUACUCUUUUAUACAGACUUUCCGCGACCUGCUCCUGUCUAACAGCUUCAAAGUUGUAUUGUAUAGAGUAUCGACUGCGAAAAUGAAUUGUGCACCAUGAAAUGUUGACUAUACUUUACCAUGAAACAGUCAGGUUUAAUAACCCUUUAAAAAAGCGUGUUUGAUAAUAGCCAUAUAACUGUUGAUAUUGCGUCAGUAGCUUGAGGCAUAGAAAACAGCAUUGUUGUUGAUGUUGGGCAAAAGAUAGCCUAAAUUACUUAAAGCCAAAGUGUAAAAACAAAUCGGAGUAGACCCCAGGAGGUAGGCCUACUUGAUUAAAAUAUAUUGUAUUUAUGUUUGUAAAAAAAUCUGUCAGUACAUCCCAAGGACGUCAUGUACAAAUAUUAAUUAGACUGCAUGUAGGGCUAUCUUGUUUUAGGCUACUGUAUUCAGAUUAAUAUGCCUACGUGAUGUCUUUAUAGUAUGGCAUCAAGAUUAACAUAUUUCAUAAUAACCCUCUAGUUUGAAUGCUUUAAUAUAAUGUCAAAAAAAUAGGCCUUCACAAAGAAAUGACUUGUUUAUAAGAAGAGCAUCAGACUCUGGAGAGUCAGAGAAUGAAUGGGUAUUUCAUGUUUAAAGGUAAUUGCUCUUGUGCUAAUUUGUCUGCGAGAAGAUUCAAAGUUUGUUCACGGUGUUGAUCAGUAUAUACUUGCUCCUGUUUCAAUAAUAAAUCUAUUUUCUCAGA